UAACAGAGAGUUUAUUUUAGAGUUUCAUUUGUAAUCAUGCAAUAGCGUGAAAAUGGUUCAUUCUAUGAUCUAUGCUCUCAGAGGCUGGAUAGCUUUUGUUGCAUUUAUCAGCAUGGCAACUGCCAUUAGAUGCUAUUUGGAUACAGAAAACUAUUUAGGCAAUCAACUUUUUGCUGGAAGUCAAAAACACAUGCCAGUGACUCCUGGCCUAGGAAGAAUAUUUGGGACCUUCCAUGUCCUGCAGGCUGUCAUUCUUAUUCACAGUGCCUUCAGGAUAGAAUACUAUCCAUUGAUUAGUGCAGCAAUAUGCACUUUGAUGAUAACUAUCAUCUAUUUUGGACUGGAGACUUUUUAUUACAAGACAGCUUACUGUGGAUUCACCACCCUUUUUCCUAUUAUUAUUUCAGUGGUGACAAUUGUGUGGAUCGCCUUUGCUCCGCGCUACCUCAAGGUAAAGGAAAUCGACGAGGAAGAGCUCAUGAAGGCCAUGAUGCCCCGCAAAAAGAAGUGGAACAAGAAGCGGGACUGAAUGUGCCGCGUGGGUCUACAGCUGUGUGUUUGGUAGGCGUGGGGACGCGUCAUCGGGACUUGUCGUCUCUCACCGAACGAUUUUGUGCUCACGUGGAAUGCUCACUUCUAGUCAUAGGUUUACAGGGUGCCAUCUUAGAUCACAACGUCUAAUCGGUUUUUAGAUGCCUCGUUUGGCGCGAGAUCUGACUUGUGUCCUAUGCAUAUUGCUCGCUGGUCAGGGCAUUUGACCGUCGUUGUUCAGUUGUGACUCUCUUUAUGGAUGUCAGGAUUCACACCGUAAUCUGGGUGUCAAGAUGCAUUGUGUGGAAGCUCGGCAAUCGACACAUAUUUUAGUGAUCAUAUUCAAGGUGCGGCCUUUUUAAAGUCAUCUGUUCUGGUGAAGUCACAUAUUCUGUUCAUUUCGACUAGAUAAUCGAUAAUUUAUUUGCUGAUCGUGACAGUUCAUUCACUCCUGAUGCCAUCAUCAGUCUGAAACCUUACAACAGCUGCCACUUACAGUAAGCCCGGUCAGCUGUCUCGCUGAUCACUCACCGAUCUUGUUGAUCACGGUAAGCGUAGUGUCUGAGGCACCUCGACCGUUGUAGGUUGAAUGUCCUGUCCCGGUGCGAUCCAACCCCGCGUAUGGGCCUAUGGAUGCUGCAGCGACCCCGUCUCUAGGGUGCCUUGCCGAGUGGGCCGGACUCAGCCGGUCUCUUCUCGCCCGAAGUAUCACUUCGUCGCCCUCUCCAACUCGGAACGGGCCAACUGUUUUGGGACUGGUGAGAGAAGGGCGGUCGUUGUAUGGUGUGGAGUUUUGUGCUUUAGUAUUGAAUAUCGAUCAAAGUUAACUGGUCAUUAGCAAUGUUUGAAGUGCUGUGCUGUACUGUGCUGGUUUAGUUUUGAUAGCAUGAGACUAGUAGCAAACGCUUGCUUUACGCGUAUCUAUAUUGCACGAAUUGAAUAUGCUGACGACAAAAGUAGGUGCACAAGCACUGAGCAAUACUGCCGAAGAAUUGAGUGGGUGUGCGGUUAUUUAUGUGUGAAAUGCACGAUAGUCAAGUGACGGUUGAUAAAUACAUGACUGACACUUUUAUCACCUUGUCA
This is a messenger RNA of Amphibalanus amphitrite, 1614 nucleotides long. RefSeq lists its product as uncharacterized. Gene Ontology annotation, cellular component: membrane; endoplasmic reticulum. The coding region runs from base 53 to 529 and encodes 158 amino acids. Gene Ontology annotation, molecular function: protein-macromolecule adaptor activity. The transcript is spliced from 4 exons. The record is from RefSeq and is a predicted model, not a curated record. Lineage: Eukaryota; Metazoa; Arthropoda; Thecostraca; Balanomorpha; Balanidae.